UGAUUCACUCAUUCAUAUUAUUUUCCCUCUCUUUACUCUCUCCACGGCAUCACCAAAUUUCAAAUGCGAAGCAUUUCUUUCUCUCCUCCUCCUUCGAUGAAUUCAAUAAUUUGGUUCAGAAAAGGAUUAAGAGUCCAUGAUAAUCCAUCACUCGAACACGCCCGUAAAGAUUCAAAACAUCUUUACCCUAUUUUCAUUUUAGAUCCAUACUAUCUUAAACCAGAUCUCUCCGCUUUUUCUUCUGGUUCAAAUCGUUCUGGUUUAAAUCGGAUCCAAUUCAUGCUUGAAUCUUUACAUGAUCUUGAUUCUAGUUUUACGAAACUUGGGUCUCGUUUACUUGUUCUGAAUGGUGACCCUUUUCAGGUUUUGGUCCGGAUUUGCAAAGAGUGGGAUGUGAAAAGGCUUUGCUUUGAAUAUGGUACAGAACCAUAUUACCAAACCCUAGAUAAUCAAAUUAAGGAUUAUGCUUCGGCAGCUGGAAUCGAAGUCUACUCGCCUAUCAGCCAUACUCUAUUUAAUCCUGCAGAUAUCAUACAAAAGAAUGGGGGCAAGCCACCUUUGAGUUAUCAGUCAUUUCUAAAGCUUGCUGGGGAGCCCUCAUUGCCGGUUGCAAGUACAGUUUCUUCGCUUCCUCCUUUGGGGAAUGCUGUAGAUUACGAGAUGUUAGGAAUCCCAACUAUUAAAGAACUUGGCUAUGGAGAUGUAUUGCAGGAAGAGUUUUCUCCGUUUAAAGGUGGCGAAACAGAAGCACUGAAGAGAUUGAAAGAAGUUCUCAAGGAUAAGCAAUGGGUGUCAAACUUUGAGAAACCAAAGACUGAUCCAUCUGCAUUUUUGAAAUCAGCAACAACUGUUCUGUCUCCGUAUUUGAAAUUUGGUUGCUUAUCUUCCAGGUAUUUUUACCAAUGCCUUAAUGAUGUAUAUAAGAACGUAAAGAAACACACUUCACCACCUGUUUCUCUUAUGGGGCAGUUGCUAUGGCGGGAGUUUUUCUACACUGCUGGUUUUGGGACACCUAACUUUGAUCUGAUGAUUGGAAAUAGAAUAUGUAAACAGAUACCUUGGAAUGACGAUGACGCUUUGUUGGUUGCUUGGAGAGAUGCUCAGACUGGAUAUCCUUGGAUUGAUGCCAUCAUGGUCCAGCUCAGAAAGUGGGGUUGGAUUCACCAUCUUGCACGGCACUCUGUUGCAUGUUUCCUAACUCGCGGAGAUCUGUUUAUUCACUGGGAACGAGGCCGUGAUGUAUUUGAGAGACUCCUAAUUGACUCAGAUUGGGCCAUAAACAAUGGGAAUUGGAUGUGGCUUUCUUGUUCAUCAUUUUUUUACCAGUAUAACCGCAUCUACUCUCCAAUCUCAUUCGGGAAGAAGUAUGAUCCAAAGGGGAACUACAUUCGCCAUUUUCUUCCUGUACUGAAAGAUGCAAUUUGGUUGAUCACAGAUAUGCCAGCAGAGUAUAUAUAUGCGCCAUGGACUGCACCUUUGGCUGUCCAAACCAAAGCGAAGUGUAUAAUUGGACGGGAUUACCCAAGACCAGUUGUGGAUCAUGAUAUUGCGAGUAAGGAGUGUAAGAGAAAGAUGGGUGAAGCUUAUGAAUUGAACCGCCAAUCGAAUGGUUUGGUAAUUAAUGGAGAACAUAAAAAGAAUUUCAGGAAAAAAUCCGAGGAAGAACAAAAUUGUAAAAGCCGAAAGCAAAAGUUGAUAACUGACUGGGCCAGCUCCAGCUGACUGACAUUGUUCUCAGGAACUUUUACUAUGAUAAAAAAUGAGGGGUAUAACACUUAGUUUUGGUUCAUGGAUUUGAGAUUGAUAAUUGUCAGUUGAGAUGCUCAACUGCACGGAUGUUAGCCCGAUUGUCGUCGGUGUGUAUACUAUGUAUGAUUAAGGUUAUAUUACCGUAGGUAACAAGAUGUACGAUCUAACCUGGAGAGAAUCUAACACAAAAUUGCUAAGAAUGAAAGUAUCAGAUUUCACUUGUAAUAUUUUUCUAUACAAUGAAGUAAAAGACAGGUAGUAAAAUUCAGAAGAUAAAAGUGCAAAAAAAAAGUACUAGUUCUUUUACCUG
Messenger RNA from Papaver somniferum (opium poppy), 2059 nucleotides. RefSeq names its product (6-4)DNA photolyase-like. Gene Ontology annotation, biological process: entrainment of circadian clock by photoperiod; circadian regulation of gene expression. Gene Ontology annotation, cellular component: nucleus; cytoplasm. The transcript has 14 exons. Gene Ontology annotation, molecular function: FAD binding; DNA binding. The record is from RefSeq and is a predicted model, not a curated record. NCBI's taxonomy places the organism in Eukaryota, Viridiplantae, Streptophyta, Magnoliopsida, Ranunculales, Papaveraceae. The coding region runs from base 64 to 1722 and encodes 552 amino acids.